This is a messenger RNA of Aspergillus ochraceoroseus IBT 24754, 216 nucleotides long. RefSeq lists its product as uncharacterized. The record is from RefSeq and is a predicted model, not a curated record. Lineage: Eukaryota; Fungi; Ascomycota; Eurotiomycetes; Eurotiales; Aspergillaceae. Bases 1 to 216 code for a protein of 71 amino acids. The transcript has a single exon.
AUGUGUGAGAUACGUGUCACUACAACCCGAUAUGCCCGUUGCCCGGCGACAUGCACCAGCGUCUCUCGGGAUCUGAUUACGGACGGCUGCCCCCAUUACGCCUCGACUCAACGACAAUGUGAAAAUCCCAGAGAAAAACAUCUUGGUCAAACUGUUAGUCGAAACCAAUGCCAUUUGCACAGAGAUGAGGGUUAUGCCGAAAGAGACACGAGAUAA